CAAGAAAUGCAAAUUUAGAAAGGGAUUUGCCAGAUAAAGAAGAUGGGAGCCAACAGCAGCAGCAUCAGUGAGCUUCCAGAAAAUGAGUACUUGAAAAAGUUAUCAGGAGCAGAGCCCAUCUCUGAGAAUGACCCAUUCUGGAAUCAGCUGCUCUCCUUCAGCUUUACCACCCCAACCAACAGUGCUGACUUAAAGCUCCUGGAAGAAGCCACAAUCUCAGUCUGCAAGUCUUUAGUUGAGAAGAAUCCUCGAACAGGAAACCUUGGGUCCUUGAUUAAAGUCUUUCUUUCAAGAACCAAAGAGUUAAAAAUCUCAGCAGAAUGUCAGAAUCACCUCUUCAUCUGGCAGGCUCACAAUGCACUGUUCAUUAUUUGCUGUUUGCUGAAGGUCUUCAUCAGUCAGAUGUCAGAAGAGGAGCUGCAGCUUCACUUCACUUAUGAAGAGAAAGGUCCAGGCUCAUAUGGAACAGAGUGUGAAGACCUCAUAGAAGAGUUGCUGUGUUGCCUGAUCCAGCUCAUUGUUGAAAUUCCCCUCUUAGAUAUCACAUACAGCAUUUCCUUGGAAGCUGUGACCACUCUCAUUGUCUUCCUCUCCUGCCAGUUAUUCCACAAGGAAAUUCUACGGGAGAGCAUCAUUCACAAGUACCUGAUGCACGGUCGAUGUCUCCCAUACACCAGCAGACUUGUGAAGACUUUACUCUAUAAUUUCAUUAGGCAAGAAAGAAGCCCUCCUCCAGGGAGCCAUGUCUUUCAGCAGCAAACAGAUGGAGGAGGACUGCUUUAUGGAAUUGCAUCUGGGGUGGCAACUGGCCUGUGGACAGUCUUCACGCUCGGUGGAGUGGGCAGUAAACCAACACCUCAGCUGGAGCAGUGCUCCCCUCUUGCCAACCAGAGUCUCCUGCUCCUGCUGGUCUUGGCUAAUCUGACUGAUGCUCCAGAUACACCAAAUCCCUACAGACAAGCUAUUAUGUCCUUCAAGAACACACAAGAUAGCUCUGCUUUCUCCUCAUCAAAUCCCCACGCUUUCCAGAUUAAUUUUAACAGUUUAUACACAACUCUGUGUGAGCAGCAGAAAUCUGAUCAAGCAACUCUUCUGUUGUACAUGCUCCUACAUCAAAAUGGCAACGUCCGGACCUACGUGUUGGCACGAACCGACAUAGAAAACCUUGUUCUGCCAAUUCUGGAAAUCCUGUAUCACGUCGAAGAAAGGAAUUCCCACCAUGUUUACAUGGCUCUGAUCAUCCUGCUAAUCCUGACUGAGGAUGAUGGUUUCAAUCGGUCCAUUCAUGAAGUGGUAUUGAAAAAUAUCACUUGGUAUGCUGAACGUGUCUUAACUGAGAUCUCACUUGGGAGUCUCCUGAUAUUAGUGGUGAUAAGAACCAUCCAGUACAACAUGACACGGACCAGGGACAAAUACCUUCACACCAAUUGUCUGGCAGCCUUAGCAAACAUGUCAGCACAGUUCCGCUCACUUCACCAGUAUGCUGCUCAGAGGAUCAUCAGUUUAUUUUCUUUGCUGUCUAAAAAACACAACAAAGUUCUGGAGCAAGCCACACAGUCCUUGAGAGGUUCCUUGGGUUCAAAUGACUCUCCCCUUCCUGAUUAUGCACAAGACCUGAAUGUGAUUGAGGAAGUCAUCCGCAUGAUGUUGGAGAUCAUCAACUCCUGCUUGGCCAACUCUCUUCACCACAACCCCAACCUGGUCUACGCGCUGCUCUACAAGCGGGAUCUGUUUGAGCAGUUUCGGACUCAUCCUUCCUUCCAGGACAUCAUGCAAAAUAUAGAUCUGGUGAUCAGCUUCUUCAGCUCCCGAUUGGAACAAGCUGGAGCUGAGCUGUCGGUGGAGAGAGUCCUGGAAAUCAUCAAGCAAGGAGCUGUUGCUUUGCCCAAAGACAGACUAAGAAAGUUCCCCGAGCUGAAGUUCAAGUACGUGGAGGAGGAGCAGCCUGAGGAGUUCUUCAUCCCCUACAUUUGGUCCUUGGUCUACAACUCUGCCGUGGCCCUGUACUGGAACCCUCAUGACAUCCAGCUCUUUACCAUGGACUCUGGUUGA
This is a messenger RNA of Chaetura pelagica (chimney swift), 2052 nucleotides long. It is a transcript of the gene DYM, whose product is annotated as dymeclin. The record is from RefSeq and is a predicted model, not a curated record. The coding region runs from base 43 to 2052 and encodes 669 amino acids. Gene Ontology annotation, cellular component: Golgi apparatus. The transcript is spliced from 16 exons. NCBI's taxonomy places the organism in Eukaryota, Metazoa, Chordata, Aves, Apodiformes, Apodidae. Gene Ontology annotation, biological process: Golgi organization.